GACUUCUGAUUUGUUACUUCCUUUUGUUUUUAUUUUUUUUUUAACUAUGUACUCCUGUUGAAUAAAAAAAGAAAAACCCAAAUUAAAAAAAAGAAAUAGCAAGGCAACAGCUGGGACUCGUCCCUGCCUGGAGUUCAUGAGUCUCUCCAUGAGAGAUCCGGUGAUUCCUGGGACAAGCAUGGCCUACCACCCGUUCCUACCUCACCGGGCGCCGGACUUCGCCAUGAGCGCGGUGCUGGGCCACCAGCCGCCCUUCUUCCCCGCGCUGACGCUGCCUCCCAACGGCGCCGCCGCGGCGCUCUCCCUGCCCGGCGCCCUGGCCAAGCCGAUCAUGGAUCAAUUGGUGGGGGCGGCCGAGACCGGCAUCCCCUUCUCGUCCCUGGGGCCUCAGGCGCAUCUGAGGCCUCUGAAGACCAUGGAACCCGAGGAAGAAGUGGAGGACGACCCCAAGGUGCACCUGGAGGCCAAGGAACUUUGGGACCAGUUCCACAAGAGGGGUACCGAGAUGGUCAUUACCAAGUCCGGAAGACGAAUGUUCCCUCCAUUUAAAGUGCGAUGUUCUGGGCUUGAUAAAAAGGCCAAAUACAUUUUAUUGAUGGAUAUUAUUGCCGCCGAUGACUGUCGAUAUAAAUUUCACAAUUCUCGGUGGAUGGUGGCCGGUAAGGCGGACCCUGAAAUGCCAAAGAGAAUGUACAUUCACCCGGACAGUCCUGCGACUGGGGAGCAAUGGAUGUCCAAAGUGGUCACUUUCCACAAACUGAAACUCACCAACAACAUUUCCGAUAAACAUGGAUUUACUAUAUUGAACUCCAUGCAUAAAUACCAGCCUCGGUUCCACAUUGUAAGAGCCAAUGACAUCCUGAAACUGCCUUAUAGUACCUUUCGGACCUACUUGUUCCCCGAAACGGAGUUCAUCGCCGUGACUGCCUACCAGAAUGACAAGAUAACUCAGUUAAAAAUAGACAACAACCCCUUUGCAAAAGGUUUUCGGGACACUGGAAAUGGCAGGAGAGAAAAGAGAAAACAGCUCACCCUGCAGUCCAUGAGGGUGUUUGAUGAGAGACACAAGAAGGAGAACACAGGGACUUCGGACGAGUCCUCCAGCGAGCAGACAGCCUUCAACUGCUUCGGCCAGGCCUCCUCUCCUGCAGUGUCCACCGUAGGGACGUCAAACCUCAAAGAUCUGUGUCCCAGCGAGGUCGAGAGCGACGCGGAGGCCGAGAGCAAGGAAGAGCCGGGCGCCGAGGCCUGCGACACGGCCAAGAUCUCCACCACCACGUCGGAGGAGCCGGGCCGGGACAAGGGCAGCCCGUCCUCCUCGGUCAAAGCCCAUCUCUACGCCAGCGGGCCCCGGGACAGUGGGCGUCUGGACAAGGCGUCCCCGGACUCGCGCCACAGCCCGGCCACCAUCUCGUCCAGCACGCGCGGCCCGGGCGCCGAGGAGCGCCGCAGCCCCGGCCGCGAGGGCCCCGCGCUGGCCGCCAAGGCCGAGGAGGCGCGCGCGCUGCCCGCCAAGGACGCCUUCGCGCCGCUCUCGGUGCAGACGGACGCGGCCGCCGCCGCCGCCGCCGCCGCGCACCUCGCCCAGGGGCCCCUGCCGGGCCUCGGCUUCGCCCCGGGCCUGGCCGGCCAGCAGUUCUUCAACGGGCACCCGCUCUUCCUGCACCCGGGCCAGUUCGCCAUGGGCAGCGCCUUCUCCAGCAUGGCGGCGGGCAUGGGACCCCUGUUGGCCACCGUGUCCGGCGCGUCCACCGGCGGCGUCUCCGGGCUGGAUUCCACCACCGCCAUGGCCUCGGCGGCGGCGGCGCAGGGACUGUCCGGGGCCUCGGCGGCCACUCUGCCCUUCCACCUUCAGCAGCACGUUCUGGCCUCGCAGGGCCUGGCCAUGUCACCUUUCGGGAGCCUCUUUCCUUACCCCUACACAUACAUGGCAGCGGCGGCGGCGGCCUCCUCGGCGGCGGCCUCGAGCUCGGUGCAUCGCCACCCCUUCCUCAACUUGAACAGCAUGCGACCCCGGCUGCGCUACAGCCCCUACUCCAUCCCAGUGCCCUUGCCCGACAGCAGUGGCCUGCUGGCCACCGCGCUGCCAUCCAUGGCGCCGGCCACGGGGCCCCUGGACGCCAAAGCUGCUGCCUUGGCCACCAGCCCGGCCUCGGUGGCUGUGGACUCCGGCUCCGAACUGAACAGCCGCUCCUCCACCCUCUCCUCCAGCUCCGUGUCCUUGUCGCCCAAACUCUGCUCCGACAAGGAGGCGGCCACCAGCGAACUGCAGAGCAUACAGAGGCUGGUCAGUGGCUUGGAAGCCAAGCCGGACAGGUCCCGCAGUGGGUCCCCCUAAACUCCCUCCCCCCGAACAUCUUCAUUCCAGUUAUCCAGUCAGGUCUGCAGUGCACUUUGUUGGUUGUAAAAUAAAACCCCGCGGGGGUGGGGGCGCCUUCCAUGUUGGGGUGACCCUCUCCCCUUCCUUGGCCAUCUUGUCUGAGAAUGUGCUAGGGACAGGCCCCUUCUUCUUGGUGAGGUUUUGAGGUCUGAGUCUGGGUCAGAUUCUGAGAUUCAGGAAGGGUGAUUGCAUGGAGUGCAUGGGUGGGGGAUUUUUUUUUUUUUUUUCAAAAAAAGAAAGAAAAAAAAAAGGCAUUCAGAUGACUUCUAUAGAGGCUGGUCUGGAAGUUGGCUGAAAAAAAAAACAAGGGAGCUGACCCACCAGGAAGGCGGGAGCUCCAAAGGCACUUCUCCCUGUGGAUUUUUUCUCCCUUCAACAUGUCAAGUGGAAAUAUUAAAAAAAAAAAUUUUUUAAGUGGGGACAAAUGAAUUAACAUGAUUCUGUUGUGAAGACUGAAGAGUGACUUGGGUAUCAGUUCUCCAUCAGUUACUAAGCAGCUCACUUGGGGAGGGAAGGAGUCUUUGCCAUUCUUGUUUAGUCUCUAUUAAAGGAAACCUGUGUCUUUUUAAUAUUCUUGUGAUGUUUUAAGAGCCCACAUAGGUCUCUUCUUGCAUGUUACACAGUGAUGUAUUUGUGGUUUUUAUCUUGGAUGCUUGCGUCUAGAGAGAAAUAACAUAAGCCCUUUCGGUCCCCUGUCCUCAGACCUGUGCUCUCAAAUCGGCAAACCUUCAAAAAAAAAAAAAAAAAAUGGGGGGAAGGAAUUUAAAA
Molecule: messenger RNA, 3148 nt
Organism: Jaculus jaculus (lesser Egyptian jerboa)
Lineage: Eukaryota; Metazoa; Chordata; Mammalia; Rodentia; Dipodidae
Gene: Tbx3
Product: T-box transcription factor 3
Exons: 7
Coding region: 137-2338 (733 amino acids)
Biological process (GO): positive regulation of cell population proliferation; cell fate specification; cardiac chamber development
Cellular component (GO): nucleus
Molecular function (GO): RNA polymerase II cis-regulatory region sequence-specific DNA binding; DNA-binding transcription factor activity, RNA polymerase II-specific
Source: RefSeq, a predicted model, not a curated record